Molecule: messenger RNA, 1341 nt
Organism: Dujonia railenensis
Lineage: Eukaryota; Fungi; Ascomycota; Pichiomycetes; Serinales; Debaryomycetaceae
Source: the annotation of a GenBank genome assembly
AUGACCCAGAUAUAUAACGAAUCGUUGUUAAACGAUCUCUCGAAAAGAAAUGAAGAGGGGGCACCAUUGCAGAAGUUAUCUAGCAAUUCUGUACCGAACUACUUGAGAAGGAGAGACAUGAGAACAGACAAUAGAAAGAACGAAAGCAAUAAUGAACAAUACGAACUAAAUCUGGACCUUUUAAAAGAUGUUGAUAAUUUACAGCCUGUCAGUGAUGUAUCUUUCACUUUAUUCCAAACGAAACUUAAGAUAGACGCUCAUAAGAAACAUUUGCACCAUCAGAGCAAUGCUAAUGCGAAUCCAAAGGCUUCCGAGCCUAUUUACUAUAACCCACCAUCAUCGAUACAGUCUGGCAUUCAGUCCUUUCUCCCUCCAAACUACCAUGGCUCUACAUAUAAUAAAUUCAGACCUUUUGGGUUCGGUGAGCAGGUGAUACAGGAUCAAGCACAAGAUAUCAGACUCGAUGCCGAUAGUCGGAAAACGGAAAAGGCAAGCAACCCGAGAUUGAACACUUAUGCCUUUGUAGAUAAGUUAGAUGAGCAGCAGUUGAACUUACUGAAGCUUGACGAGGAGCUUAAUGAUGACGAUGAUGGUGCCAAUACUGGGCCAUCUGGAGAAUGGUUCAAUCCAGUGGUGAAAGAGGCUCUUGCAAGGCAAGUGAAUAAAGAAAAUGAGUUCAGGAAAUGUUUCUUAAACGUUGCACUUGUCAUAGUAUUCAGACUUUUCAUGUCAUUUCUUGUAUUUUUGAAAUCUGUGUAUGAAGAAUCAAGAGUUCAGGCCCAGAAAUAUCAAUACACUCCAUCAUAUGUGCUGAAAUCGAGCCCUAAUAUACCUACUAGUUCUUCGAAGAUCAUUCCUUCUUCUUCAUUCUGGCUCUACGGAUAUCUCGUCAAAAAUGGGAUCUAUGCAUUUUUCAUAUUCAAUAUUUUGUUAACUUUUUAUCGCUUGCUCAAAACCCAAGAUCAGUGUCUUGAUUUGCAGCUUAGCAAUAAGCAACGGGAAAUGUUAGGACUUGAAGCUGUACACUACCAAGACGACUCUGAAGUUGCAGUUGACAAAAGGAGACAAAAGCAGUUUGAAACAUCGAAAUACUCAAAGACAAGGCCAGUUCCAUAUGAAUCCAAACUAUCUGGUUCAAUUGCCAAAUCGUCAUUGCUAAAUCAGAAACCAAUUGAUAUCCCAUUGGCUCAAGACAGCUCAACUCUGGAACUAACUUAUUCCAAACCUGCACACCUUCAAUUAAGUAAGAAGAAGGCCUAUGACGCUAAUGAGAUUGAUGAGAUUAGUAAAAAGUUCAGAAGUAGGUAUAACAUUGACUUCCAUUACAGCGAUGAGGAAUAG